AUGGAUGCUGAAGCGAAGAGGAAGGCGAUGUUUCGCUCUAAGCUCAACGCCAAGAAGAAAGAAACCCGCAUAGAUUCUCCUCUCGUUAGGUAUAAUGAAUUAGACCAGCCUGUGUGUAAAGUUUGCAAUGUCGUCUUGAAAUCUGACUCUCUAUGGGGUGUUCACCAAGCUUCUUCUAAGCAUCACCAGGCCAUUGCUAAUCUAAAGGCUAGUGCAGCGGCAAUGCAAAAGGCUAGCAAAACUCAGCCAUCAAAAGUUGAAACUUUGCCUAAAUCAUCCAAAUCUCAGUCAUCAUCUGGUGGUCUUCCACCGAAUUUCUUCGACAAUCGCGAGCCUGCUAUAAAGAUUCCUGUAUCUGCAGAAUCAAAGAAUGUACAGCCAUCAAAGCAGACUACAGUUUCGGAAACGAAAAAGACAAAGGGACCUCUUCCAGAAGGAUUCUUUGAUAAUCAGAAAACUGUUUCUUCAGAUACAAAGAUCAACACUGAGCCUAAACAGAGUCAGACACAGACCACUGGUGCUUCAGAGACGAAACAAGCGGUGAAAGGAGCUCUGCCGACUGGUUUUUUCGAUAACAAAGAAGCUGAUCUGCUUGCCCAUGGAAUAAAGCCUGUCAAACCAGAUCUCAAAGACGAAUAUAAAGAAUUUGAGAAGUUGAUAGAAGAAGAUCUGCAGGUAGUGGAUAAUCGCAUGGAAGAAGAAGAGGUAGAUGCUGCGGAAACUAUAGAAGAGGAGGAACAACGAGAGCAAAGGUCGUACAAAGAGAAAGUGGAGAUGCUGAAGAGGAAGAAACUGGAACUGAAAGCUGCUAGAUUAGCUAAGCGCAGCAAAACCUCUGAGGGGUCUGUUAAAAAGCGGAGGAAGACCGAAGAAGAAUCGCCCAGCGAUGAUGAGGAUGACGAUGAUUCCGCUGUUGAUUGGAGAGCUCAACAUCUUUGA
Molecule: messenger RNA, 939 nt
Organism: Microthlaspi erraticum
Lineage: Eukaryota; Viridiplantae; Streptophyta; Magnoliopsida; Brassicales; Brassicaceae
Source: the annotation of a GenBank genome assembly